AGUUUUCACACCCCACAACAAAUGUCUAUGGGAGAAAUGAGGCGAAUCGGGAUUGUUGGUUUUGGCCAUGUCGGCCUUUACUUGGUCCAACAAAUCCGAGAAGAAGGAGAGAAGUUUAAUCUGGAGCUGGCCUUUGUUUGGAACAGAACAGUGGAGAAGUUGGAAGGGAUCAUCGAGCCUCAUCUACAACUUCACCGACUCUUGGAAUUUGAGUCACGCAAGGCAGAUCUGAUUGUGGAAGUGGCCCACCCAGAUAUAACCAGAGACUAUGGAGAACUGUUCCUAUCUGCGGCCAAUUUGAUGAUCGGAUCCCCCACCGUUUUAUCAGAUCCGGAGAUUGAACAGAAACUGAGGGAAAUAGCAAAGACAUCUGGACACACAUUGUAUGUUCCCAGUGGUGCAUUAUGGGGCGGAGAAGAUAUCCAGAGAAUGGCAGACCGUGGGACGCUUAAAGGUCUGAGGAUCACCAUGACAAAACACCCAGAUAGUUUUCAGCUACAGGGUGACCUAGCGCAGAAAAACCAAACUGUUCAAGAUCGGACGAUUCUUUAUGAAGGUCCAGUUCGUGACUUGUGCCCGAUGGCCCCCAAUAAUGUCAACACGAUGGCCGCUGCAUGCAUGGCUGCCCACACGCUUGGAUUUGACCGUGUGAUAGGGGUACUGGUGGCGGAUCCCAGUAUCCCUGAUUGGCACUUGGUGGACAUAGAAGUGACGGGGACAAGAAACAAAGAAACCGGCCAAGUAUUCAGCGUUACAACAAAGAGGUGCAACCCAGCAAAAGCGGGCCACGUGACUGGCAGCGCCACCUUCUCGUCCUUCUGGAGCAGCCUCUUGGGUAAACACUUGUCUGCGUAAUAAACCCAUGUGUUAGGAAGAGAA
This is a messenger RNA of Nanorana parkeri, 879 nucleotides long. It is a transcript of the gene ASPDH, whose product is annotated as aspartate dehydrogenase domain containing. Bases 22 to 855 code for a protein of 277 amino acids. Gene Ontology annotation, biological process: NAD+ biosynthetic process. The transcript is spliced from 6 exons. NCBI's taxonomy places the organism in Eukaryota, Metazoa, Chordata, Amphibia, Anura, Dicroglossidae. Gene Ontology annotation, molecular function: NADP binding; L-aspartate dehydrogenase [NAD(P)+] activity. The record is from RefSeq and is a predicted model, not a curated record.